Populus trichocarpa (black cottonwood) is the source of this 3906-nucleotide messenger RNA. Its product is annotated as probable LRR receptor-like serine/threonine-protein kinase IRK. The transcript is spliced from 2 exons. Gene Ontology annotation, biological process: protein phosphorylation. Gene Ontology annotation, molecular function: protein kinase activity; protein binding; ATP binding. Bases 608 to 3499 code for a protein of 963 amino acids. The record is from RefSeq and is a predicted model, not a curated record. NCBI's taxonomy places the organism in Eukaryota, Viridiplantae, Streptophyta, Magnoliopsida, Malpighiales, Salicaceae.
UUCCCGUUAAUAAAAACGCCAAUUCUCUCUCUCUCUCUCUCUCUCUCUCUCAGUAUCCACAGCUCAAACACCAACACACCCCUUAACCAAACUCUCUCUCUCUCUCUCUCUCUCUCUCUCUCUCUUCCCUGUGCGUCUUGACGGCAACUCUCACCGGAACCCUAGCUUUUUCACCGGAAUCUGGCGAACCAACUUCAGUGUUCACUCAGCUUCAAAUGUGCUAGCUUUUUGCAACUUAUUUUGUUCUCAGAUCAACUGUUUGCUUGCUUCAAGUUUUUAUCCUUUUCUUCUUUGUGAAACUUGAACCCUAAAAGUUGUUUCCUUGUGUAGGAACAUUUCUGGGUUUUGGUCACUAGGGAGGAAUACAACAUAAGAAGUUUUUGGGAUAAAGGGGUGUCUCAUUUUGCUGAAUUUAAUCCUUCUUUGUCUAUUCUAGUUGUCUCUGCUCUUCGAAUCUAGCCGUUGAAAAGAAAAGAAAAGAGCCCAUUUUUUCCACUUUAAGCCAAGAAUAUAUCACUGGUUUUUCUUAGCUUUCCCUUUGUUUUCUAUCUCCAUCUAAGUUUCAAUGGGUUGUAGUGCCUUUUGAGUUUCUUGAUCAGAAUUAGCAAUGUUAAGGGCAAAAGAGUUGCUAAGCUUAUUAGUGUUCUUGGUUUUAGCUUUUCAAUGUGUGAGAUCCCUUAAUCCAUCAUUAAAUGAUGAUGUUUUGGGUCUAAUUGUGUUUAAAGCAGACCUUCAAGAUCCAAUGAGAAAGCUCUCAUCUUGGAACCAAGAUGACGACACUCCCUGCAACUGGUUCGGUGUCAAGUGCAACCCGAGAUCCAACCGGGUUGCUGAGCUCACUCUUGAUGGGCUCUCUCUAUCAGGUCGGAUCGGCCGUGGCCUCUUACAGCUCCAGUUCCUCCACAAGCUCUCUCUAUCAAGGAACAACCUUACUGGUAGCAUCAAUCCUAACCUUACUCGCCUUGAAAGCCUUAGAAUCAUUGAUUUGAGUGAGAACAGCCUCUCCGGGACAAUAUCGGAGGACUUUUUCAAGGAAUGUGCGGCUUUGAGGGAUCUUUCUUUGGCUAAUAAUAAGUUUUCAGGGAAGAUUCCAGGUUCUUUGAGCUCAUGUGCUAGUCUCGCAUCUAUAAACUUGAGUUCGAAUCAGUUUACUGGGUCUUUGCCUGCUGGGAUUUGGGGUUUGAAUGGAUUGAGGUCACUUGAUUUGUCUGGUAAUUUGCUGGAUGGUGAGAUUCCCAAAGGGAUUGAAGUUUUGAACAAUUUGAGGAGGAUUAACUUAAGCAAGAAUCGGUUUAAUGGGGAGGUUCCAGAUGGGAUUGGAAGCUGUUUGUUGUUGAGGUCUGUUGAUUUCAGUGAGAAUAUGCUUUCUGGGCACAUUCCAGACACAAUGCAGAAGCUUGGCUUGUGUGAUUAUUUGAGUUUGAGUAGCAACAUGUUUACUGGUGAGGUUCCAAACUGGAUUGGUGAACUGAAUCGCCUGGAGACUUUGGAUCUUUCUGGGAAUAGAUUUUCGGGUCAGGUUCCAAUUUCAAUUGGGAAACUUCAAUUAUUGAAGGUGUUGAAUUUGUCUGCAAAUGGUUUAAGUGGGAAUUUGCCAGAAUCUAUGGCCAAUUGUGGAAACCUUUUGGCUUUGGAUUUUAGCCAGAAUUUGCUGAGUGGUGACCUUCCUACGUGGAUUUUUGGUUCAAGGUCGGAGAAAGUUUUGCAUUUGGAGAAUAAGCUUAGUGGAAAAUUUAGCUCUGCUCCAAGGCUUCAAUUCCUGGAUUUAUCACACAAUGAUUUUUCUGGCAAGAUUGCAUCUUCCAUCGGGGUUUUAAGCAGCUUGCAGUUCUUGAAUCUGUCAAAAAACUCUCUCUUUGGUCCUGUUCCGGGAACUUUUGGAGAUUUGAAGGAAUUGGAUAUUCUUGAUUUGAGUGAUAACAAGCUAAAUGGUAGCAUUCCUACGGAAAUUGGAGGAGCUUUUGCUUUGAAGGAACUGAGACUGGAGAGGAACUCACUGUCGGGGCAAAUCCCAGAUUCAAUAGGGAACUGUUCUUCAUUAAUGACUUUAAUCCUAUCCCAAAACAACUUGGCUGGAACAAUACCUGCAGCAAUAGCAAAACUUGGAAACCUAAAAGAUGUGGACCUGUCUUUAAACAGCCUCACUGGCAGCCUACCCAAGCAGUUGGCAAAUCUUCCCAAUCUCAUCUCCUUUAACAUUUCCCACAACAAUUUGCAAGGUGAACUACCUGCAGGAGUUUUCUUUAACACUAUAUCACCUUCAUCUGUCUCUGGAAAUCCAUCCCUUUGUGGCGCUGCAGUCAAUAAGUCUUGCCCUGCAGUCCUUCCCAAACCCAUUGUUCUCAAUCCAAACUCUUCUUCUGAUUCUACUCCGGGCUCACUUCCUCAAAAUCCUGGUCACAAAAGAAUCAUUCUAAGCAUAUCUGCUCUCAUUGCCAUUGGUGCUGCUGCUGUCAUUGUUGUUGGUGUGAUUGCCAUCACCGUGCUUAAUCUCCGUGUUCGGUCAUCAACAUCUCGAUCUGCAGCUGCUCUCACGUUAUCCGCAGGUGAUGGCUUUAGUGAUUCUCCCACUACAGAUGCCAACUCUGGAAAACUUGUCAUGUUUACUGGAAAGCCUGACUUUAGCACAGGAGCACAUGCUCUGCUCAACAAGGAUUGUGAACUUGGGAGAGGUGGGUUUGGAGCAGUCUACCAGACUGUCCUUAGAGAUGGUCAUCCCGUUGCAAUCAAAAAGCUCACUGUCUCGAGUCUUGUCAAGUCUCAAGAAGAUUUUGAAAGAGAAGUUAAGAAAUUGGGGAAAAUCAGGCACCAAAACCUUGUGGCACUUGAAGGUUAUUACUGGACUCAAUCCUUGCAGCUUCUCAUAUAUGAGUUUGUCUCUGGUGGUAGUUUGUAUAAGCAUCUGCACGAAGGAUCAGGCGGUCAUUUUCUGUCAUGGAAUGAGAGGUUCAACAUAAUUCUAGGGACUGCAAAAAGCUUGGCUCAUUUGCACCAGUCUAACAUUAUCCACUACAACAUAAAAUCAAGCAAUGUCCUUCUUGACAGUUCAGGUGAACCGAAAGUAGGUGAUUUUGGCCUAGCAAGGCUGUUGCCAAUGCUAGACCGUUAUGUUUUAAGCAGCAAAAUUCAGAGUGCGCUUGGCUACAUGGCACCAGAAUUUGCCUGUAGAACAGUAAAGAUAACUGAGAAAUGCGACGUGUAUGGUUUUGGGGUUUUGGUUCUGGAGAUUGUUACUGGCAAGAGACCUGUUGAAUACAUGGAAGAUGAUGUGGUUGUGCUUUGUGACAUGGUUAGAGGAGCAUUGGAGGAAGGCAGGGUGGAAGAAUGUGUCGAUGGGAGGCUCAUGGGGAAUUUCCCAGCAGAUGAGGUGGUUCCAGUUAUGAAGUUGGGUUUGAUUUGCACAUUGCAAGUUCCUUCAAACCGGCCAGACAUGGGAGAAGUAAUUAAUAUAUUAGACCUGAUCAGGUGUCCUUCAGAGGGACAAGAGGAUUCAGGGUGAACAUGAAUCAUAUUAAGAAAUUAAGAGAUGGGAUUUAUAACGGGGUUAUCCGGGGAAGAGGAAUCCGGUUUAUUCAAUUAAUCAAUGAGGAGAAAUUCAGUUGUUGGGAGUUCUUUUUUCCUUUUGUUUUGUAUUGGUUCUUCUCCUGAAUUGUUUUUAGUUUAUGUUUGUGGUUUCUUCUCGAUGUUACUGUUAGAUUACCGGAUUCCUUUUCACCGGGCUCUAAUAUAGGACCCCUUUGGAUAUCGUGUCCCUCGGUUGUUAUUAAUUCUUCUGUACUGCAUUUUGUAUCUUGAUUUUGUUUCUAGUUGUGAGCUGAUAGUAGAAUUGGUUCCUGACUAAUUUCACAAUCUUUAGCUCAUGACACUUAAAGUGCAUUCGAAGUGUUUUUGAACACUUUGGUUGAA